AUGCUGCUCUUCUCGGCGCUCUACCUCACCAUCAUGGUCAUCUUCAUCAAGCCGGCCGAGGGGUACACGCUCUUCGGCUACACGUUCCCCGCCUGGUUCGACCCGCGGAUCGCCAUCGGAGUCUACCCGAUUCUCUCGCUCAUGAUCCUGACGGGCCCGCUCUUCGGCUUGUUGAUGGGCCUCUGGGGAGAGCUCUCCGAGGGCUUCAAGGAGUUCACGAGCCAGCUGCGCGAGGACACGGAGGUUGUGCGUGAGGCCGCCAAGCAGGAGGUCGAGAAGGUGCGCGGCGCAGCCGAGGCGGCCGACCUCGCAAAGGCGCGGCAGGCGCUCGCCUCCAAGGCGUCGGGUCUGGGGCAGCACCUCGAGCCGGCGCGGCUGCUCGAGCUGGGCGCCGUCGUCUUCAAGGACCUCGAGGGCGCCAUCACGCAGGCCGACGUGGCGCGCGAGCGCGCGAUCGCCACCAACCACGCCAACUGGACCCGCCCGGUCGCCGACGCGGCCGGCUUUGCCGCCUUUUGCGACGGCUUCGAGCUGCUCGCGCACACGGAGAGGAUAGAGGCGCUGCUGCGCGAGCAGCCGCCGCUGCGGGCGACGCACCAGGCCCUGGUCCCGGCGGUCCUCUCCUACCGUGUGUUUUGGGAGCGGUACUUUUACGAGGUGGAGCUGCUGCAGCGCCAGGACGACUUCUCGCUCGCCUCGUCCGCGUCGCUCAUCGACCCCCCAUCCGAGGACGCGUGGGAGGAGGCGUCAACCGUCUCGUGCGGCGCCGAGGAGUGCGCCGAGCCGCCGCCGCUCCACUCCGCCUGCUCGCUCACGCUGCAGCCGCCUCCGGGCGAGGAGGAGGAGGACUGCGCAGCUGACAGGCGGCAGCGUGGUGGACUCCGCGCCGCCUGA
Molecule: messenger RNA, 894 nt
Organism: Emiliania huxleyi CCMP1516
Lineage: Eukaryota; Haptophyta; Isochrysidales; Noelaerhabdaceae
Exons: 7
Coding region: 1-894 (297 amino acids)
Cellular component (GO): cytoplasm
Source: RefSeq, a predicted model, not a curated record